AUGUUGGACGAUUUCGAGAGGGAGAUGCUGAAGGAGGAUGGCGAGGAGUGCGUCAGGGCCGCGGAGGUGAAGAACUACGUGGACCCGCACUUCCGCCGCAAGAAGGACAUGCUGAUGCUGGCCAGGCGCAUGGCUCUGGCUGGUAUGUUGUGCCGCUGCGAGUCAAAGGUGGACGAGGUCGGGCUCUUCUGUGUGGUGAAGAAGGCCGAGAUCGUGGACGGCGAGCCUCUGGUGUCAUUGCGUUUGGUCUUCGAUCAGCGGCGUUCCAACCUACGAUGGCGGGCUCCGCCGUGGUGUGCCAUGGGCGGUGUCAGUGCCAUGUCGUUCUUGGACGUGUCAGAGGAGAUGACGGAGGAGGGCGCUCGAAUGGUUUUUGGUACUGGCGACCUCCCCGACUUCUACUACACGUUGGACCUGGGCGAGGCGAUCGCGCCCUACUUCGUGCUGCCUGGUGUCCGGGCUUCGGAGCUGCUCGACGUUCUCCCCUCGGACGCCCGCCUGAGCGGGUCGGGCGAGCACGUCGGUGUGCGGGUGGCGCUGAUGGGUUUCUCGUGGGCCUGCUGGAUGGCUCAGACGACUAUGGAGGACCUGUUCAACUCUGGUCCCUCCGUGGGCAUGCCCGCCCUCGCCGAGGAGCAGCGUCUGGCAGAAGGCGGUCCGCUGCCCCUGAUCAGUCGGGAGGUACCUGCGGCCCACUACGAGUACAUCGACGACUUCGGCAUCAUCGGGGUGGACUACCCUCCCGUCGCCGACGCCGAGCCGCCUACGCAGAUCAGGGACAUCUGGUUGGGAGCCAAGUACCUGGUGAACGCCGCGGGUUUCAACGUGCACAAAGACGACUGCUCGGGACAGGCUCGGAUGAUCGGUGGAGACUUCGUGGGCACACGCCUCGCCCCGAACCAGGACCAGAUGUGGCUGGCCGUGGCCGGGGUGAGCGAGAUCCUCAGGCAGAGGUCGGAGUUCCCGGACGCGGUGGCCAAGAUCGUGGGUAUCCUGUCCUGGGGCUUUCUGAUCACUCGAGGGGCCCUGAGCGUUUUCUCGGAGGUCUACCACUGGUGCAUGGAGUUCCGAGGGGGCUCCCGCCGUCGGCUGCCCGACGAGGUCCUUCGCGAGCUGGCCGUGGCAGCGGCUGUGGUGCCGCUGGUGUCUGUCGACCUGGCCAUGCCCUGGGACCCCGCGGUGACGAUGUUCGACGCGAGCCUCUACGGGGGGGCCAUUAUCUCAGCCCAGGCCGACAUCCAGGAGAUGCGUCGAGAGGCACGCUUUGCUGUCAGAGGAGGGUGGACCGUCUGGACUGGCAUCUCGUCUUCCUGGGCGGCGGACUCUUGGGCAGAAGGCGAGGCGUAUCGGCGAGUCGCCGAGGGAGUCGAGCUCGGGAUGCGCGUGAGGGUACCUCCGACGGGGCAGGUGAUCGAGGAGUUGGCGGACAUCGCGGAGGAGGAUCCCUUCGCGCCGCUGCGGCUGGGCCGGUCCGUGAGGGUGAAGGUGCUGCGCUUCUUUCACCUCUGCAGCGGCCACACACGGUCGGGCGACUUGGAGUUCUGGCUCGCCCGCCUCGCGGCCGGUCGGGGGUACGUGGUGCAGUGCACGAACGUGGACAUCGGGUUCGGGCCCGAGUUCGACCUGUCCGAGGAGGUGAACGUGCGGAGGCUGGAGCUGCUCGCCGAGCUGGAGGUGGAUGGAGGCCAUGCUGGACCUUCGUGCGCUACGUGGUCGAGGGUGCGCUUCCAGCCUGGAGGACCCCCGCCUGUGCGCCUUCGCUCGCACCCGUGGGGCCGCCCAGGUCUCCAUGGCGCCGACUUGAGGAAGGUGGAGAUGGGCUCGGCGCAGCUGUUGAGCAGCCUGCGCGUACUCAGGGCGAUCGCCCUCCGAGGGGGCUCAGUCUCGCUGGAGCAUCCUGCCGACCCUGGGAAGCCGCCGUUCCCCUCGAUCUUCGCAACGCCCGAGGUGCUGGAGUGGGAGGAGGUUCUCGGGGCCUACAGGGUGACUUUUCCUCAGUGCAUGUGGGGCUGUCCUGCGCUCAAGUUGACCACUAUAUCGGGGACAGCCAAGCACCUGGAGCGGCUCAUUCGCCCAUGUAUUCACAAGACGCACACGGCGAGUUUGUGCGGGAAGGACGAGACGGGACGUUUCAGGACGCGGGUAGCUCAGGCUUACUCGUCCGAGCUCUGCCGCGUGCUGGCCGAGUGCCACCUGGACGCCAUGCUGGACGGGUGCGAGCGGCGCGAGGCGGAGUUCACGGAGAGGGCCGUGGAGCUGCUGAUCAAGGAGACGCUCGAGCGGAGGCGGCGCAACAUACGGGACAUCGACGUGUUGCCCGCCUCCUUCCUGGAGGCCUCAGGGUGA
Prorocentrum cordatum is the source of this 2346-nucleotide messenger RNA. The record is from the annotation of a GenBank genome assembly. Lineage: Eukaryota; Dinophyceae; Prorocentrales; Prorocentraceae.